Messenger RNA from Amyelois transitella, 2505 nucleotides. It is a transcript of the gene bdl, whose product is annotated as protein borderless. Gene Ontology annotation, cellular component: axon; plasma membrane. Gene Ontology annotation, biological process: cell-cell adhesion; axon guidance. Lineage: Eukaryota; Metazoa; Arthropoda; Insecta; Lepidoptera; Pyralidae. The coding region runs from base 23 to 2056 and encodes 677 amino acids. Gene Ontology annotation, molecular function: protein binding. The record is from RefSeq and is a predicted model, not a curated record. The transcript is spliced from 11 exons.
GUCGCGUCGCGGGUUGUGGACGAUGACGUCACUGUUGUGGAUGUUAUCUUCGGUCGUCCUGGCUGGUGCGUCCCUGCUGCCGUUGGACACUGAGAGGCUGCGGGCCAGCGUUGGAGGCUAUGCGGUCAUGAACUGCCACCUCGACUUCCCAUUUGGAAAUGAAAUACCUUACCAUUUGCAGUGGGAUAAAGAUGGUGAGAUGAUAUUCUCAUGGUACAGCAUCGACGGCGAGGCGUCUGCUCGAGUGGCGGACCGUUGGGGCGGUAGAGUGAGGCGUGUGGGAGAUGGGAGACUGGGCUUGGGCAGGGGCUCCAUCAACGUCAGUGCAGUCAGAGAAACCGACGCAGGCCUAUACCGUUGCCGGGUCGCCUUCCCUAAUAGAACUCCUCCAGAGAGGAACAACGGCACUUUCUACUACCUUGAUGUCGAUGGUGGUAAUUUAAUCGUGACGCCGCCAAUGAAUAUGACGGUUUUGGAGGGAGAACGAGCAGAGUUCGAAUGCCAGCCCAAACUACCAGAGUCAAUUGUCGAAUGGUAUAAAGAUGGCAUGUUAUUAGAACAAAUGCCCGAACUAGCAAGUCGAUGCGAGUUGGCGAUAAAUGGGAGCCUGGUUUUGCGGCGGGCCAUCAGCACUGACGCGGGCGAGUUCCAGUGCCGUGUCAAUGCUCCGGACGAGCAGCAGCAAAGCGCCAGCGCGUAUCUCGACGUGCAAUAUAAGGCGAAAGUAGUGUACUCGCCAUCGGAACGGUUCUUAGCGUUGGGCAAGCCAGCCAGUCUGGAUUGCCACUUCAGCGCCAAUCCGCCACUCACAAACCUGCGAUGGGAGAAAGAUGGCUUCCUCUUUGACCCCUACAACGUUCCCGGCGUCUUCUACAGCAGGAACGGUAGUCUGCUCUUUAAUAAGGUGGACGAAUCACACGAAGGGCUGUACUCAUGCACGCCUUACAACGCGUUGGGUUCCGAAGGUGGAUCUGGUGCAGUGCGCGUGCACGUGCUCCGACCUCCGUCGCUGGCUGCGCGUCCACAGCCACUUUACGUCGCACGACGAGGCGACCGCGUCACCAUGCCGUGCUCGGUGGCAGUGGAUCAGCGGCAUGACCAACCUACAGUUGUAUGGACACGAAAUGACGGCAACCCUUUGCCAGAAGGGCGGUACUCCGUUGACGGCGGUAACCUAACGAUCAACUCGGUUGAUGAAACGGAUCGCGGUGUAUACGUGUGUGCGGUUAGCAACGCGGCAGCUUCAGUGGCUAUGGAGACAGAGCUGAUGGUCGAGAAUGUGCCUCCUCGCGCACCACACAACCUUACCGCACAUCCACAUGAUACGUCCAUCCAGCUAUCUUGGGUGCCAGGACACAACGGUCCGGAGGUAGAGUACACAGUGUGGUAUCGUGAGCGCCAUGCGCACGAGUGGCGGACAAUGAAGAUCCUCUCGCGCGGCGUCACAGAAGCUACUCUUGUGGGACUUCAGCCUGGGAAGCAGCACGAGCUGAGGGUGCUAGCUAGCGACCAGCUGGGCGAUGGUCUCUUCAGCAAACCCAUUUUUGUUUGGACUACAGAACAAGAACACCCUGAAGAAAGCGCUACAAUUUUUCCACUGGCAUCAGAAGCACCGGAUAUGCCGGUAGAAGCGGGUGCGGCGGCGUCUGCCCCUCCUGGUGGAGAACUAGAGGUGAACGUUCGACUGAUUGACGAGGGUGCUUUGAUCCGUUGGAGCGGAGCCGAAGCCGGUGUCGCCGGGGGCUGCUCCGUGCGUUGGUACGAGGGCUCCGCCCCUGGUGAACGUCUACUGCAGUCUGUGCAAGCACAACACGACUACCUUCUCGUAAAUAGCGUGGAGGAGGGCGUGCUAUACUGGGCACGCGUAGAUUGUGGUGGAACACGCGGAGGCGCAUCUCUACGAGUUCCUGAGUUUUCACGCAUGCGCGGCGUUGCAGGGGGUUGCGCGGCCGCCGCACUCAUUUUAGCCGCCGCCGCUGCAGCUAUCUAUUUUUUUCGUCAUCGUUUAUUUCCUCGCCGCGCACCACCACCACUGCCAAGCAAACGCGUUCGCUGAGGUCCACCCAUCAAAACCGCUCAACAACUGAUUGGGUCUCUUAUCGUAGCCUUAAGAAACAACGUACACUGUCAAUACUUACCUGAAGUCAGUGUUAUUGGUAUAAGGUCGCAGUGGGAUUUGAAUCCGAAUGCCUCUCACUUACGAGUUGGCCGUCUACUUUACAGGCAGGAAAGGUUAUCUGUAUAUAUUAGGUAUAAAAUUAGAAGUAAGCAGAAGUUGAAAUUCAUGUAAAGUUUCGAUACAAUAAAAUAAAUUAACUGAAAUCGAGCUUCAUCAUAUGAACCGAAAAUAUUUUUUUUUAUCUUACUAUCUAGGUAGACUUAUUUCUUACUUAGGGUAUUGUAGUUAGGUAGGAACUUGAAUGGCUUGAUACCGUAGCAUACUUUUUUAUUUCAUGUGUAUACCUAUCUAUUUAUUUAUUAUCUGUUAAAGAAAUUAAUAAAAAC